AUGCUUCCUAUAUUCCACCGGCGUUUGGAAAGAGUUAGGCAAAGGCAAGAAAAUAGAGGUCUUGUUUUGUAUAGGCGUCAUUUGAGAGAUCACAGUAAUCCAUUCGAUAUUCCUGAAGAACGGUUUAUUGAAUUGUAUAGACUGAAUAAAGAGUUGGCAAGGUGUAUUCAGCAAGUUACACAAGCAAUUGAGACUACCAUUGCAAUACAUGAGGUGACAUUUCCAACUAGUGAAAUUGAACAUAAUAGAAUUAAACAUUCUUUCAUGGAUAAGUUUGGAUUUCCUGGAGUUAUUGGAUGUGUGAAAGGGCUACUAUUCUCUAAAUACACAAAUUAUUUGUGAUGAUAAUUUAAAAAUUUUAAGCCUGAAUGCAAAUUUUCCAGGAUCAAAUCACGAUAGCUACAUAUGGAGGCACACAAGAGUCAGGCAAUAUUUAUUACAACAAUAUCUUCAAAAUAGAUUAAGGGGAUCUUGGUUAAUAGGAGACUCAGGUUAUAUGUUAGAACCUUUCCUGAUGAUCCCCUUUAUAAAUCCUCUAGAUGGCUCACCGGAGUCUAGAUACAAUCAGUGCCAUAUUAGGGCGAGAAAUUGUGUUGAAAGAUGCAUAGGAGUAUGGAAAUAUAGAUUUAGGGCGUGUCUACAAGAAAGAACAGCAAAGUAUUCACCAAGUUUUGUAGGCUCCUUAGUUAAUGCCACAGCAGCUUUGCACAAUUUAUGUAUAAGAUUCAAUGUCCCUUUAUUGGAAGCUCCAUUAUUAGAAAAUGACCAAGUUAUUGGUCACAUUCAUAAUGUAGAACAUGAGUUGCAAAGGCAGGC
This is a messenger RNA of Acanthoscelides obtectus, 816 nucleotides long. The record is from the annotation of a GenBank genome assembly. Lineage: Eukaryota; Metazoa; Arthropoda; Insecta; Coleoptera; Chrysomelidae.